Pseudomyrmex gracilis is the source of this 3782-nucleotide messenger RNA. It is a transcript of the gene qin, whose product is annotated as RING finger protein 17-like. The coding region runs from base 301 to 3765 and encodes 1154 amino acids. The transcript has 15 exons. The record is from RefSeq and is a predicted model, not a curated record. Lineage: Eukaryota; Metazoa; Arthropoda; Insecta; Hymenoptera; Formicidae.
UUCCAUGUGCAGCAAGGUUCAAGUGCAAUAGAAAAUAAAUAGAUCUAUAAAUAGGAUUUUAUAUAAUAAAGCAAAUCUGUUUGUAAGCGCCGAUCGUUCAAAAUUGAUACUAACCAAUUUUAUCAAAGUGUGCAAACAUUGGACUCGCUAUUAAUUUCGUAUGACUUUUAAGCAUUGACAAGUUAUUCAAAAUUUAUAAGAAAGUUUUUAUUGCAUCACUUGGAAUUAUCGCACAUUUGUGGAAACUUAUCACACCUCGAUACAACAUGGUAUCAAUAUUUUACUUUUAAAUGCUUAUGCAUGUACAUUUUAGGGCACUGUGUUUUUCGAAUGUUCCAAGUAUAUAUUCGAUUAGUUUCAAAUUUUCAAACAUAUAACAAUUGCAUUCGACAGUCUCAGGUAACUAGUAUGUACAUUCAAGAAGAACUAACUUUAGUGAAAACCACAAAAGUCUUAGUUAGUUGGGUCGAAUCGCCUGAUAAAAUUUAUGUCACAAAGGUAGGACAGCAAAGCGAUCGACUAAAAAAACUGUUAAAUGAGCUAAAAGAACAUUAUGAAACUAUUACUUUACCAAAAAAGAUUGAAGAUCCCAUUCCAGGUUUACCAUGUGCCGUGAGAUUGGAAGAUAAUCUGUGGUAUCGUGCUGAAAUUGUUGAAGUAAUUGAAAACAAUAAUGCCAAGAAGAAGAUCAAAGUGUAUUGCAUAGAUUUAGGUUGCAUUGUAUCCUUGGACUUUCCAUCUAAGCUGAAUUCGAUACAAGAGAUUCCGUACGCAUAUACUCUACUGAAUGCUCAAGCCAUAAGGAUAUCGUUAAUGUACGUUACUCCUACAGAAACUGAAAAGUGGUCUUCUCAAGCCUUUCUUAUAUUAAGAAGUGCACUUCUUACAAAAAAAGUUUCAGUAUAUCCUAAGAUAAAAAAACGCAAUGGACAUUACUUGGGUUGUAUCAUUAGCGAUGGUUUGGAUAUCAGCAAAUUAUUAAAAAGCUCAGGUUGUGCCAAAGAGUAUAUGCAACAUUUGAAAAAUAGUCAAUACAAAAUACCACAUAUAAAGCAACGUAAGACAAGAUAUAACAGAAAAUACGAGGAGAAAAAGAGAAUACUAAAAGUAAACACGGAUAAUGGAAAUAAACUAGAAGACGAAAGUAUUAUAUCCGAUAAUUUGUACGACUAUAGUUGUAAUACCGUAGACAUUACAAUGGACAACAGUUCAUCAAGUAGCACCCCUGUUCAGAGUGAAAAACAUCCAUUUAUGAUAGAGAUACUUGUACACCAGUGGGAAAGUCCGGAUUGCAUUUACGUUUCUCAAACAUCUCGCGAAGACUCAAUGAAAAAACUGAUAUGGGCUAUACAAAAAUUUUAUAACAAAUAUCACUCCGAACCAAGAAACAAUUGGGACGUGAAUGACACGUGUAUUGUUUAUUCCGCGAAGGACAAGUCGUACUUUCGUGCCUAUAUUUUAGAUAUACAAUCCCCGAAAGAAGUGUUGGUUCAGUUUUAUGACAAAGCUUUCAAGGAGAUAGUAACGCUGAAAGACAUACAAGUUUUACAUCCGACAUUCGCGAAGGAAGCAGCAUAUUGCUUCAAAGUGAAACUGGCCGGUAUUAUGCCGUGCGGCGACAAACCCGACUCGUGGCCAUCCUUGACAAUUACAGAGUUCCAGAAACUUAUGCGAGAAAAUUAUCGGCGAAAAUUUUAUAUUAGCAAACCGGUCCAAGAAGAAAUGCGCGAUGGCGUGAUACCUGUUGAAUUGUGGGUACGACAAGUUAUAACGCCGGGACCGUUUGAGCCGGAUGUAAUACAGAUUAAUUCUGUCAACAGAAUGUUAGUGGAUAAAGGCGUCGUUUUACCUAUUAGAGACUAUUUCGCGAAAGCCGACGCAACCCUCGCCACCGAGCUUGAAAACCACUUGAAAGACAAUCAUCAGCUUGCAUUGAGCAAAGAAGAAGCUAAGUGGUUCAAUAAUUUCCUUCUUUCUCGCACAAAGAAAAAUGUAGAGUCGGAGAGAAGUGACGAUGAUAAGCUGUGCGAUAAUCUUAGCAUUAACGCUUUAACCGAUUCUUUAAUUGCCAAUUGCACAAUCAAAGAUUGGGCGGAGAUCAGUAAUGCAGCCAUCACCUCUUGGUUGCCACCGAAUACAAUAGAAGAAGAUGAAUUCUACGCCAUACCAUCUUAUGUCGAUCAACAAUGCGCCAUAUACUUGCGUCCUCACAAUGCAGCCAAUAAACAACUGCAAUUUAUACAAAGAGAGUUGAAAAAUCACUAUAAAAAUGUUAGUAAAAUAAAUACAAUACAGUGGAAGGAAGGGGAUAUAUGUAUCGCCCGAUAUCACCUUGAUAACCAAUGGUAUCGAGGUAAAAUUGUGAAAAACUUUGAAAACAAGUUAAUGGUACAGUAUGUCGAUUACGGCAAUAUAGAAGAAUGCGAUCUGGAGGAUGUGACGGAUAACGUUAGACUGGGACACAUUCCUAUACAGUGCACGAAGUGCGUUAUUGGCGGACUGAAAUCGACCACGUCGAACGGUAAAUGGAGAACCUGUGACUUGGACCAGAUACAUGCGCUUCUGGUCGACCGUGUGUGCAAAGUGAACAUAUUACGGCGAUUACAGACGCAUUUAGUUAUAUCGAUAUCUUUACUCGAACCUAAGAUAUGCGAUUUCUCAUCGUUUAUAAUAAAAUAUUAUAACAUGCGCGCUGCUAUCGAAAAAAUUGACUGGAACAGUUCGAUGUAUUGCGAAAGCGAAACAAUCAACAAUUCCGUAUUUGUUGCCAAGGAUGAUUCUGUAAAUACUGUUCCGACGGGAUCGUUAAAAGACGAAGAAGGGACGGAAGAAUUUGAUACUUCCAAGAGGAAUUCAUCAGGGACGUACGUGCAGGAUACAUCGAAUGAGAUUGUAAUCAGUGGCAAUUUAGAGUCGUCAAAGCUCCAACUGAUCGAAUCCAUUGACGCUAAAGAAUCCGAUUUCGAGAUAGCAUCGAUAGAUUUCCACACGUUGGAUUUGGGUAACAGAAAUCUGAUCUGUUCAACGCCACAAGAAGUAAUAGAGGACGUCUUUGAUAUGUACAAUUAUUUGACUAUUCCGCGGAACACAAAGUACAUAGAAUUGAAACUCAUUUUUAAUUUAGACGCCACCACCGCGAUAGCACAAAUAGCGGCAAAUAAUAACGACAUAUUCUCUAAAAAAUUAAACAAAACUUAUCUGCAAUUCAAAGCCAUGAUGUCUGAGUUGCAGGCCAGCGCGAGCUCUCAACCGUUGCUCCAGCGUUUUGACAAGUGCACACCAUGCGUGGCGAAAUUCACUGACGACUUAUGGUACAGAUGUGCGAUUGUAGAUUGCGAGAAAGAAGAAGAUACUCAGUAUUUGAAUGUAAACUUAUAUUACAUCGAUUACGGUAACAUGUCUCAGACACAAGUGAACUUAUUGUCCACGACCGACGGCUUACGCGUGUCAAAAGACGAGUGGCUACAGUUGCCCGCAAUGUGUCUCACGUGUAAAUUUUGGCACCUGGAGUUUGUCGGUACUGAUCGCACAGCAUUGGCAACCAGGUUAAACGAGUUGUACAACAACAAAGUUAUAGCCGAAAUUAAGGAGAAUAACGGUUCUAACAACGAGCUGGUAGUGCAAGCGUAUAAGGACACAACGUGCAGGGAACUCUUUUUUGCCGAGCUGAUAGAAGAGGGCUUCUAUCGAUUCAACAAUCCCGAGAUCGAUAACGAAAUCAAAACCAUCGAAAUAUCCAAAACUUCUAUCGACGAAAUGAAUUGAAGAUAUUUUUUUAAAGC